GAAGACCAUGUGCUCAUCCUGGAGAAAUAAAAAAUGGCUAUAUCAAUAUAACAAAUGGCCUAUUAUUUUAUUCACGCAUCAUCUUUUCAUGCAACCUGGGGUACAAAUUAAGUGGUGCAACUUAUGCUUUCUGUGUAGAAAUUGACAAAAAAAUGGUAUGGCAUAAACCACUACCGACAUGUACAGAAAAUACAACCACCACCAACGGCACAACAGCUGCUUCAACACCGACCGUUCCUGCUUCUACUACAAAGCCCCCAACAACUAAGAAAUCCACCUCAUCAAAUCCUCCAGGUACAGAGGCCCCACCAGCUCCACUGAAACCCACCUCAGCAAAUCUUCCAACUACAAAGUCACCACUAACCACUCACAAAGCCACCUCCAAACAUCAUCCUAUGACACAGUCGCUGCUAACUACUCACAAAGCCACCUCAGCAAAUCACCCAACUCCAGAGUCUCCAUUAACCACUCGUGGACACACCUCAACAAAUCAUCCAACAUCAGUGUCUCCACUAACAACUAAUAUCCCCACCUCAGCAAGUCACCCAACUGCACGGUCCCCAACAACUGCUCAAGGAUCCACCUCAACACAUAAUCAAACUUCAGUGUCUCCACUCACCAAUCAUAAACCCACCUCAGCACGUCAUCUCUCUACAGAGUCCUCACCCACCGCUCAGAAACACUCGUCAGCAAAUGUUCAAGCCACAGAAGAACUCACCACAGCUGAGUGCUUAGCCACUGCGCCACCAAAUGCUUCUAAUUCCUCAUCACAUUCUCCGAAACCUGGCUCAGGAAAUCUUCCAGUUACAAAGUGCCCUCUAACUGCUCAGAAUACUACCUCAGCUAAUCUUCCAGCUCCAGAAAUCCCACUAACUGCUCAGAAGCCCCUGUCAGCAAAUGUUUCUGUCACAAAGGUUUCAGGAACAACACAAAAACCACCUAUUUCUAAUGCUCUGCCUACAAAUACCUCACCAGCAGCGCAGAGUCCCACCAUGAGAAAUGCUUCUGCUGCUCAGGCCACUUCAACCACCCACAGAGCAUGCACAGUCAAAGCUUCCUUUACACAGAGACUUCCAACAACACAAAGAUUCACUGCGAUACAUGCCCCAG
Messenger RNA from Elephantulus edwardii (Cape elephant shrew), 1110 nucleotides. RefSeq names its product cell wall protein DAN4-like. NCBI's taxonomy places the organism in Eukaryota, Metazoa, Chordata, Mammalia, Macroscelidea, Macroscelididae. The transcript is spliced from 3 exons. The record is from RefSeq and is a predicted model, not a curated record. The annotation marks the transcript as partial.